Molecule: messenger RNA, 252 nt
Organism: Plasmopara halstedii
Lineage: Eukaryota; Oomycota; Peronosporomycetes; Peronosporales; Peronosporaceae
Exons: 2
Coding region: 1-252 (83 amino acids)
Source: RefSeq, a predicted model, not a curated record
AUGAUCACUGGACGUUUCUCGCAAGAACUAUCAUACGCUGCAAUCAUAGUAAAGUAUGGUUUAAAUCUGCUCGUGCUUUUUCAUCUUGUUAUCGAAGCCGAGUCUUUGGAGUUUGUGAAGGGUAUUACGCAAGAUAUGUUUUUGAGUCGUGGAAUGAUUUCGUGUUUGUUUUAUUUUGAAACUUUUGUAUUGCUUGCAGUAAAUGCUAUCUCCAAGCUUACGAAUACGAGCAAAGGAAUCAAAAUGAAAUGA